This is a messenger RNA of Dreissena polymorpha, 9273 nucleotides long. RefSeq names its product protein quaking-like. Gene Ontology annotation, cellular component: nucleus. Gene Ontology annotation, molecular function: mRNA binding. Lineage: Eukaryota; Metazoa; Mollusca; Bivalvia; Myida; Dreissenidae. The transcript has 8 exons. The record is from RefSeq and is a predicted model, not a curated record. Gene Ontology annotation, biological process: regulation of mRNA splicing, via spliceosome. Bases 136 to 1260 code for a protein of 374 amino acids.
UGCGCAAUGACCGCACGUGUUUUCAAUGGUUAGGCAAAGAGGAUCACGAGAGAGAUUUAGUUUAGUUGGUUUGUAGUUUGGAAUCUAACAUUUUAACUUUGUAGUGUGUUACCGAGCUGAACGCUUUCUAACAAAAUGGGGACAGACACUAACAAAGACGAGCGUAACAACCCGGAAUAUCUUGCACAGUUACUAAAAGACAAGAAACAGAUACAAGCUUUUCCUAAUGUUUUUGUUCAUUUGGAAAAACUUUUAGACGAAGAAAUCAACCGAGUGCGUCUAUGCCUGUUCCACAACAAAUCCACAGCCCGGGACCCUCUCAACCUCCCAGAUCCACAAGGCCCGAUUGUCACAUUACAAGAAAAAUUAUUUGUGCCUGUCAAAGAACAUCCAGAAUUCAACUUUGUUGGUCGUAUAUUGGGCCCAAGGGGCAUGACUGCCAAAGAGCUGGAGCAGUACACAGGCUGCAAGAUCAUGGUGCGAGGCAAAGGCUCAAUGAGGGACAAAGUCAAGGAGGAACAAAACAAAGGCAAGCCAAACUGGGAACACUUAAACGAGGAACUCCAUGUUUUGAUAACAGUAGAAGACACCCGAAGUAGGGCAGAGCUUAAGUUAAUAAAGGCUGUAGAGGAAGUAAAGAAGUUAUUAGUGCCUUCGCCUGAUGGUGAGGAUGAUUUAAAGAAACGUCAACUUAUGGAAUUAGCUAUUAUUAAUGGGACAUAUCGUGAUACAUCGAAACCUGCCGCGUCUCAGCAGACGACAACCCCAUCCGGGGUUUCUCAAGCCGCCCGUUUCAUCACCUCUCCACUGGCCGGCAUGACGGCAAUCCCACAGCUACGAUCUCCCACACCCGCGGGUGCUCCACUGAUACUUGCCCCGCGCAUGCCCACGAUGCAGAUGUCGCAGGCUAACGGCCACACAUACCUAAAUGCGGGACCCCCGCCACUGGUUUCCCCUAACGAGGCUGCGAAUCAGGGGCUCAUGUACAAUCCAUAUGAAUACCCUUUCAACCUCGCCCCGGGGACUGCCAUCUUGGAAUAUCCGACGUUAGAUCAGAGCGCCGCCGGUGCCGUCCCGAAAAUACGCCGAACUUUAGCUGGAGUGCGGGAACACCCUUACGGGCUGCCUUCUAACUUCUCCUGGGCGCAGUCUUCAGUUCAAACCGCCAUGCCGUCGUAUUCUAAAGCUAUUCAAAUGAUGUGUCCCAGUCUUGUCGAUAUGAACGGUCCGUUGUCUUUUAUUAAGAAGGAUAACCAAUAGAAAUCUACACGCUUUCUCUGCACCAGCUAAUCCAGGAAUUUUCUUCGGGGAUCACAUAGUUUCGAUGGCGCUAGUGACUACGUUUGACUGGAUAGCUAUGGUCCUAUGUUUUGUUAACACAUUGUACACUGUUUUUAUAGAAAUAUGAGUCAAUGCUCACUAACUGUCUUCCAUGGAAACGACUGCAAAUCUUUGGAACCUUGCGGGAUUUAAGCAUUUUGUAACUUAAUAUUUCUGCAGUAUAGCACUGCUUAACUCUUUCAGUGCUGGAACCAAAUUUUGAAGGCCUUUGCAAACAGUUUGGAUCAAGAUGAGACGCCACAGAAUGUGGCGUCUCAUCAGGAUCCAAACUGUUUGCUAUUCCAGCAUGCAAAGGGUUAAAGCAACAGAGUCACAGCCAAUACUUUACAAGAUUGAUAACAAAAAGAGCCUACAAAUCUUAUAUUCGUUAUUAGUAAAUAAAUAUUUAGCAUAAAACUAAAUAUUAAUUAUUCACUUGAUUUUUUAAAUAUUUUUUUUGUUUAUUUAAGCUUUUCAGUGUAUACAUAAAAUCCAGUAGUAUUCUAUUCAUUCACAUUAUCAAAGGGUCCAACUUUCCCCAGGGGUAAUCAAAGAUUUGCAGCUUGUGUUUUGACUAUGAAAGGCACUGCACUUGUAGUGUCCUUGUUGGUUCUAUUAACACCGCAGUUUGGAAUAGCGUAUGAGAUGUUUUAUAUAUAACCGUUUAUAUUACUCAAGUUCAUGAUUACAUUACAAAGUGCCAAUAAUGACAUUUACUUGUUAAUGUGCCUUGCCCACUAAUGUACAUACUAACUGGGAUUUUGUGCGAUAUGAGAAUCACUUUUGCUAGUUGUUUAACACCGAAAAAUAGAUUCACACAUGCAAGCUAACCUAAUAUAUCGUGAUGAACAUUUUUGAAAUUUUAUCUUUUUAUUGUAACUAAGUGCUAUAAUUUGUUUCUGUUAAUCGCUAUUUAAUGCUUUGUUUAACUUUGAAAUUUCUAUCAGUGUUAAUUUUUUUUAUUGAGAUUUUUUUCAAAUCUUCAUUGUUUAAUUUUUGUUUUAGUAGCAGAAAAUAGGUUGAAAAUUUGUUGAUUAAAAAUUACCAACUGAAAUUCUUUUUCUGAGAAAGCGUUAAGAUAUCGAACUGGUGAUGAUUGUGUACAUUGCAUUUAUCCGUUGUUAUGCAAUUAAUAUGUUUUGUUUGUUAAAGUGAAGUAUAAGCAAAAACGUAUUUACACCUUUAAUGAAUUUUGGGAUAAUAUCCCUUUUUUUUCGUAAUUUGUACAUAUAUUGUUGGUAUACAUUUUUGAUAUUACCUUAUUUCAUCAUGUUAUUUGUUUGCAAUUUAUAAUUUUAUACAUAGUAUGUUACGUUUAUGCAACUCAAUCUGUUCAUGUAACAGUUCAUACAUUAAUAUUUUCAAACAUUUCUAAACAGAUAUUAUGUUCAGUAGGUUUUUUAGCCCCCAAAAAACUUUAAAAAACUUAACUAUAUGUUUGCAUUUUGCAUUUAAUGCACCAAGAGAACAAAUGUUCUCAAAGAGAUUAUAAAGCCAAAAUAAAUAUCUCAAUUUAGUGUUUAUACUCAAAAUUAAUACAGAUAUUCUUGUAACUGUAGAAUCUCAGAUAUCAAGCUAGUCUUGUGUGCUGUAUAUAUUUUAAUAGAAAAUAUUUGUCGCUACUUAAAACCAUGUAUAGCUACUUAUAAAGCCUUCUAGCAGGGGAUAGUUUUAGCUUAAUUAACAUUGCACAAAUGUAGCUAGGUUGAACAUGAAGCUGCAAAUUUGGCUAUUCUUUUGUAGAAAUGAUUUGAGUUGUGCUCUGUGAAAAUGGGGUUUAAUGCACGUGCAUAAAGUGUCCUCCCAGAUUAGCCUGUGCAGUCCACACAGGCUAAUCAGGGACGACACUUUCCGCUUUUAUGAUAAUUUUGUUUCAAGAAAGUCUCUCCUUAGCAAAAAUAAAGUUUAGGUGGAAAGUGUCGUCCCUGAUAAGCCUGUGCGGACUGCACAGGAUUAUCUGGGACGACACUUUAGGCACAUGCAUUAAACCCCAUUUUCACAGAGCCCGGCCCAUUUCUAAUUAAUUGUUGUGUACGAGCUCUAAUGCAUAAUAUUGAGCCUUGCUCUGAAAAAACGGCGUUAAAUGCAUGCGUGUUAAGUGUCGUACCUGAUUAGUCGGUGCAGUCUGCAAAGGCAAAUCAGGGACAACACUGUCGACCUGAACUGCAUAAUUGCUGGGAAGAGACUUUUUUAAAAUGAAAAAUAAAAAAGCUGAAAAUGUUGUCCCUGAUUAGCCUGUGCAAACUUCACAGGCUAAUCUGGGAUGACACUUUAUGCACAUGCAUUAAACCCCUUUUUUACAGAGCAAGGCUGUAUUCUUUUUACGAGGCAAGCCCUCGAGUCACUCGCGUCGGUAAACUCAGAGUAAAUACUUCAGCUAUGUGUAUUUUGAUGAAUUCAUUAUUAAUGUUUUGUGACUUGAAUAGCUUAUACAUGUGUAACAAGAUUAUAUAUAUUUGUGCGAGGUAUUGUAUUGUCACGGUUAACUUGUUAACAUAUCAUUGCAUGUUCAUGAAUUAAUAGGUUCAACAAUUGUUUUUCAUAAAGACUCUAUGUCUUAAAUUUAAUUUAGUCCAUUAUCUGUCAGUUAUAUGUCUGGUAGAUUUUCAUCAUAGCACUGAAAUAUUUAAAACAUAAAUAGUUUCUUGUUAAAGAGCAAUUAUUGACCCGUCCACAUGUGCACAUAUCAAAAUUUAAUUUACCACAGUGCUUAUUAUCUAGACAGAUUGUUUAAAUAAUGGAUCAAAAACAUAUGAGCAUAGCUAUACAGCAAAGCUCAAGUAUAUACUGCUGCUUGCAAAAUGAAAGAAUUACCAUAAUGUGAUAUAAAUAUUUUUUAUACAGUUUCAUUAAUUCAUGUUGUUGUGUGUUGUUUUGUGUAGAGAUUUCCAUUUGCUAUGCAUUUCUUUUUGUGUUAUAUCAGAAAACAGAAUUCAAUGUGCUUUUUGCCAGAUAUGUUAAUGUGUUGUGAAGUCUUCCUAUGUGAUGUGCAUUUUACGCGGUUAGAAAUUUAAGUUCAGUACCUGUUUUAAUACUCAAUUGACUGCAAGAGUAAAUCUUGAUUACUCUGAUCAUCGUAAAAUACUCAUUUAGGUGUCUACUAUAUAAGACAAACUUGAACUUUGUAGCGUGAACAAAUGGCUAUUCUGUAUUGUGGCUUUGGGUUUUCAACCAACAAUUGCAAAAAGAUGCAUGUUUAGCGAAUAUUUUCUGAAAAGUAUUUUUCAAGCUAAUUAUCCCCGCCAUAGGCGGAGGGAUAUUGUUUUUGCGUUGUCCGUCCAUCCGUCCGUCUUUCUGUGCGUCCUUUCGUCCGUCUGUCCGGAGCCAUAUCUUGGAAGUGCUUUGGCAGAUUUCAUUGAAACUUGGUAUGAGUAUAUAUAUGGAUAACAGGAUGAUGUGCGCCAAAUGGCAUUGUACACCAUCUGUUAAUAACAGAGUUAUGGCCCUUUUUAUCUUGAAAAAAUGCUUUUUUGUGUGUCCAGAGCCAUAUCUUGGAAGUGCUUUGGCAGAUUUCAUUGAAACUUGUUAUGAGUAUAUAUAUAUAUAAAGAAGAUGAUGCAUGCCAAAUGUCAUUGUACACCAUCUGUUAAUAACGGAGUUAUGGCCCUUUGUAUCUUGAAAAAAAUGCUUUUUUUAGUGUCAAAUAUAACACUUUUGUGUCCAGAAGCAUAUUGGCGGGGGAUAUCAAUUCAACGAAUUUGCUUGUUGGAUUCAAAAAAGGAAACCAUUCGGAAUGCUGAAGCUGAAUUAUUUUUGACCAUUUGCUAAAAUUUAAAACAAACAUCCAUUGAUAAAAUUAUGAUUACUUUAUUUGGAACAACAUUAUCAAAAUUUAAGAAAAAUAUUGCGUGAUACAAACGUAUGGUCACUUUGUCUGAAAUAUGCAAAAUAUUGAGGCAGAACGAGAAAAAAGGUUUUAAAGAUAUAAGGAUGAUAUCAUGUUCACUUGAUAACAACACAAAAAUAUGUAUGGAGGUUGUUAUAUAUUAAUCAUUUUAUAUAGAUUGUUGUACAUGCAUUUACUUGUUAUACCUGUUUUCUUUUGUAUUCACUUUUGUCUAUACUUGAAAUAUUCAUUGUAUUUUGUUGGAGAACGUUUGUUACGGAACAGAUAUAACGUAUACAUCAACUGGGAUUGAUAAAAAAAAAAAUUUGUCUGAUACAUCAUGCUUUCAUUUACAUGGAUUUCGAUUUCUUGUUAUGCCUGUAUGAUAGCGGAAGGGUACGAUAAACUAAAGAGAUUAUUUGUAGUGCCUUACUAAACCAGCAUGUUUUUAUUAUACACAGCACCAGCUUUUGUGGUGUGAAAUGUACUUGAAUUUCAUUUUACUAACAAAUUUAACAUGCCCCACCCACAUAGACCUGCAUUGACUGCAACAUUCAGUAUAAUGUUUCUUUCCACUCUAUAAAGACCUUAUACUAAGAUGUUAACAUCUAUAUAUUAACAGACAUUUCAUUUACAUAAUUUAUUAGAGUGGACAUUAUUGUGGUGCCAUAGAUCACUAAAAACUUUGCAUUAUAAGUUUCAAUAAUUGGCUUGAUUUUUUUACGAAAUUCAAAUAAAUAUGUUGGUAACAAACAGUUUCGUAAGGUAUUUUUAUAGGUCACAAACUUUGCUGCUGAAUCUCUGAUUUAUAUAACCCCACCUAGUAUUUGUAUAUAUUUUGUUUGAUAUAUAUCUUGUGUUGUAUGUUAUUUCAUAUUUUACAAAGUAGCUGGACUUUUCAUGAACCUGGGACUUUUUUUUCCAUGUAGCCUUGAUAUUAUAUUUGUCAAAAAACAGCAAUAAAGAUAAUCAUUGCUAACCAUUUUUCCUUUUCCUUACUAACACAGUGGUGUACACUAUUAACCUCAGAAAUGAUCAGUCAUCACUUAGAAAGGGUAUUACGCUUUAUUAACAGUAUUUCACACGUUUGAAAUCCAGGACGUAUGAUCAUAGAGAGCAGCAGAUUUCGCUUUAGUUCUUUUUCUCGGACAAAAUUAGCACGUGCAUGGUUAUUUUUGUACAAGAUGUGUAACCUGCUUUUGUAUAGAUUCUGCGAGAGUGGACAGUGGUAGUGUAUAUAGUGCACAAUGGUUGUCGCUCAUGAUUGCUAAUCGAUUAACACCUACUGGCCAAUCAGCAGGACUUUGCACCAUUUUGGAGCAGUCACACUCGACUAACCUCUUAAACCCACAGUGUGGAUUAACAAGGGAGAUAACUAAUGGAUUAACAAGGAGCUCCCAUCUAACAGGUAACAAUCUGGAGAAAUGUUGUAUUUUUAUGAAAUAAUAAUUGGCAAUUACCUGAAGAACCUGGUUCCAUAGUGCCUAAUUUGAGUAAUAAUGCAUGUUUUUAAAAAACAAAUCAAAUAAUUUCUGUUAGCUUGAUUUUAAACUGUAAAAUAUGUUUUUGAUAUACAUUUUGCCUCUUGUUUGCAGAAUCCGAAUCCUGAAAACAGAAUAUAUAGCCAAGUUCUGACUGGUUAAGGACUGAUAGUUUGUACGUGAUGAAAAUGUAUAAAGCCUUCAAUUUAAGUUUAUCGAAAUUCAACAUGCAUGUUUGGCCCCUAGCAUAUUCAUAAAAAACUACGUACAGUGGCUUAGCUGCCCAAAUCAUACAAACACGUUUAUAAUGUUCUAAAUUCUGUGAUUAAAACGGGUAAUUGCUAUUCUUGUUUUAUUUAACAAGUUUUUUUGUCGUCCGUAUAUUGCACGUAUGCAAGCAUCAUAAUAUUGCAUUUAGUUACAGGUCAGAAGCUGUAACCACCCAGACAAUCUUCUCUUGUUUGCAUUUUGACUAUCACUUACAAUCGCAUUUAAAUGAUAUGUGUAAUCAUAGUUGUGAGCGUAAUAAAUAUGCUUUCACUACAAAGUUGUGUGCCAGUAGAUAAUUUUUUUGUUCUGUAUAACAUUGACUAUAAAAUAGCAUUUGAUGUGGCUAUCAAGUAACUACUUAUAUGAGAUGCAAUAAGUUUAUUUUGUGAAUUUGAUUUAGCUUUGGUGAUGAGCAUGUUAUUAAAUCCCAUUAUUUCUAAUUAAAGUUAUAACAGCCAAGCAAUAGAUGUUCUGAUCUUUUUCAUUGUAAUGGCAUAGCAUUGCCUUUUUCUUCCACUCAGAAUAAUUCAUUUUGUUGACAAAAAAUCGGUUAAAUUGCAUCCAUAGUUUGGAUUGCAUAAAUUUUGUGAAGAAAAAAAUAUUAAAAAUGAACAAAAAUGUAUAGGUCAAAAUGUUGAAAAUAAAUAUUGCUUAUAACUUCCCCAUUGCAUGCCUUUGGACGCCUUAUUUUUUUUUGCUCACAUUCUGUGCUCAAGCUAUACUAGCAUAGUUACUAAAAUUAAUAAACUCACCAAAAUAAAUUAAGGGUCACUUGAAUUGGAAUGCACUCUAAACAAUGUUUCUUGAGUGAAUUAAAGGGAAAUGUGUACUUCGGAGGUGGUACUUUAACAUUUUUGUUGAAAAUUGUUGCGGACUUAUCAUUAUAUACAUAAUAAUAUUUUCAUUCUUUUAUCACGGAAGACCCAUAAUUUGUUUUGGAGGGUAUUUUUAAUAGAAUUAUUUUAUUCUAACCUAUUUUUUUUAUACUUUUCUACUUUUUCUACAAAAUACCUGAAAAUGGCCAAAGUGUAUUACACCAUGACACAUGUGUUUUUUUACAUUAUUAUAAAUAUGUUUUUUAUAUUACCACGUUUUGUAUAUCACAACUAACAGUGUGAAGAGGGAUGGACAUUUCAAAAUGUACAGGCCACAUUUUCAGCCUCUUGUAAUAAUUUAAAAAAAUAUCGCAAAAAUGUAUCUGCUUGUUUUUUGGUCACCAUCUAUAAAAAUUAAGAAGAGUUUAGCAAUUAAACCCUUAGCUUGGUCUUUUGUGAGAAAAUGUGUCCAAUAUUUGUGAUGUUUUGCUUUUUCCAUUUAUAGAACCAUUAUAUUUUCAUGAAUACAAUUAUCAUUUUCCUCUAGAAGGAGCAAAUUGAAAAUUGCUUUUGCAACCAGCAUCAAAACGGAUCAGCAUGCCAGUAACUGGCAGUCUGUUAAGGUUUUAUGCUGUUUACUGGAUUGGAAAUGUAGUCUUUAAAACUUGAAUUUAGUAACAAAGGUAUUUAAUUAAAUUCAACUUUCUAUUGGACUACAAAUGCCUCAAAAUACGUAUCUUUGUUGUAAAGUGUUUAGUAUUUGUGUCUUUAAAAUCACAACUAGAUUAGGCAUUGUAAUAUGACUACUGAUAUUUAGACAAUAUAAAUGAAUACAAAUCUUUUUCGCAGACGAUAGCUUUUAGAAAUAUUUCAAUUUAAUAUUUUAGUUUGUUUUUGGCUGAAAAUGUGGCAUGUUACGCGUGAAGAUAUUAUAGUUGUAUUUCAUUGUACUCUUGCAUCAUUUAUACAUUAACGGUCUUCCAAUGAAAGCAGAGCCCCAACAUUUCAUUUGUGUGCAAAACAACAUCUGAAGAAAAAUCGAAAAUUGUUGAAGAAAAUCACAUAUAAGUGCCAACAAGUAACUGUCUUUUGGAUGCUUUUUAUUAAUGGUAGAAUGUUCAAAUGAUGUUAUUUUUCUGCAAACGUAGCGUACCCCUUUAAAAACUGUGCCAAAGAUGCAAGUGCCUGCUCAAUAUAUUUCAUAAAGAAAUAUCUAGUUUACUUUAGUGACAGUUAAAAUAUGUAAAUGUCUUUAAUGUCAAAGCUAAUCAUUCACCAAGUGUUUUCAGAAGUCUUGCUUUGCAUUUAGUUCUUCUGAGUUGAUCAUCGGAUGGGACGUCUGAAUUUGAAGGAAAGUUUGAAAACAAAAAUUGCUGUUGAAAAGUGUUGUUUGUUACAAUAUUUGUUCUUGCCUGCACUUGUUAAGAAUAACGUGCCUUCAUGGAAUCUCCUCAGAUAUGCAUUUAAAUCAUCACAAGGGUAUACAGUGUUCAUAGUAUUUGUGAAUACAUCGUGUCAUUUUUCAGAUUUUGCAUAAAAAAGAAAGAUGUAUUGUCAUACA